AUUCUUCAGUCACACAAUUUCUAACUGUUGCGGUUGCCCGGAAAGCUAGUUGUAGACAACUGGCUAGCGGUGAGUGGGAGAGUUUCAUCUAACCGUUGAUUAGCUGAUGUGUAUAGCUGCAGUAUUUACACAAUUAGCCUUCCCAUCCGCAUAAGCAGCAAGUGGAGGGGAAUCUACUUAAACUGGCAGAGUAAAGAUGGAGGACUGCAGUUUUCCUCCUGAUUCAGCGGAUGGUCACUCGCAAAGAGGAAGUGUUGCUUCCUCUGCAACUCUCUCACGUGCUCAAGAUGUGCUUAUUUACCUCUGUGGUGACAGCGCUGUGCACCUAACAGUAGAAGGGCUUGGCAGUGUCUCUGUGCAGGAGUUGGGCCGCAGUGUUCGUGAGGCUCUCCAUAUUCCUGAGACUGCACAGGAUGCUUUUGCUCUCUGGUUGUCUUCUCCCCUGCUCGAAUUACAGUUAAAGGCUAGGCAUCAACCAUACAAGCUGUGCCGUCAGUGGCAGGACUUGCUGUAUCGCUUUACUGAAGCCUCAGAGGAAGACAUUUCACAAGAUGAACCAUGUCUUCAGUACCGGCGGAACGUGUUUUAUCCUAAAUCUAAAGAGCUUCAGAUAGAGGAUGAGGGAGUGCUCAGGCUCCUGUAUGAGGAGGCCAGGGGCAACAUCCUCAUGGGUCGAUACCCGUGCGACCCCGAGCACUGGACGACACUUGGAGCCUUAUCUCUCGCUAUCGAUGAGGGAACUGGUCUUGAAGCGCAACAAAUCACUACUACUAUAAGAGGGAAGAAGCUGUCUUCUUUCCUGCCCGUACAUGUUGCCAUGGGCAGUGGGGGGUUGCUCUCCACUCUGAGAGGGAAGUCGAGCCGUCAGACAGGGCUGGAGCAGAACCUGUUGGAUGAGUACAGAAAGAUCAGCACACCUGCUGGAACCUCUCCAGAGCCCACACAGCUCCUACACCAGUACCUCAACACAUGUCACAAUCUCCCUUACUAUGGGUGCGCUUUCUUCUGCGGAGAGAUCGACAAACCAGUGCAAGGGAUUCUCCAGAGGACCAAACGCAAAACUGUCAACGUUGGGAUCUGCCUGGAGGGGGUUUAUGUGAUGGAUGUAAAAGAGAAGCAUGUGCUACUGGGUCUGCAUUUCAACGAGCUGUCCUGGGACCACAGCUACCCUGAGGAGCAGGGGGACUCACACAUCCUGUGGCUGGAGUUUGAUGGAGAGGAAGACGGCACUCCUGUAAACAAGUUGCUGAAGAUCUAUUCAAAACAGGCAGAGCUAAUGAGCGGCUUCAUCGAGUUCUGUGUGGAGCUGAGGUCUGCGUCUGAGGGAGGAGCUGCAGCUGAAAUGGAUGGAGAGGUGGGUGCACAUCAGCAGCCUGGGGGGCAAGACGGCAACAACAAGAACGGACGUGGAGGACGGCGCGGGAUGCUGCGCAGGCAAAGCAGCGUGGUGUGCAGUCGGGUCCAUUCACUGAACACCAUCAGCUACGUGGACAAUGGAAAAGAAAUCAAACGCUUGAAACCCAAACGAGCCGCGUCCUUCUUCAGCCGUCAGACGUCUGUAGCCACGUACUCUGCUGUGCAGGUGACGGAGAGUCUGGAGCAGGGGUAAACUCGCGAGAGGCCCCCAUGCCUCUCAAAGACCAAACCUGAACACUUUACACUGACACUUAAGGAGAAGACUUGAUUCAAGCCGGAGACAUUUAACUGAUAAUAUAUGAACAUGCAAAGGACCAAGUGAGGGAUCUAGGUGUGAGUAACAAUGUUUAUCUUCUGAAGUUGUGUUUAUAUUAAGAGAAUACAGACAUGUGAAAAACAAAAAGGGUCUAAUAACCGCUACGCUUCUGAGGUUGAACUGAAGUGACUAUUCUAUUAGGUAGCCUUACAUAAAGAAACUAUAAUGACACUCAAAAAGGGCAGACCCCCACCAAGGCCUAUGGAGCAUUCACAUGCUACCUGAAGUAUCCUGUUUCCAGUGUUGGGAAAGCUGCAGUAUGUUUAUUAGCAACGAUGCGUUGUAGUUUAUUGCUAGCAGUGUUUAAGGGUGAAAGCUGUCUCUAUGAAUUUUCCCAAUUUGGAACAAGUUUUUUUCAGUUUUCAAACACUUUAUGAAUGCAGCACAAAUGUUUCCACCCUGUGAUUUGGAUGGAAUGGGUUUUUCUUUAGCACAUGAUACAGCCCUUCCACUACAUUUCCUGAAAAUGUGGCCAGCAGUUUUCCCUUAAUCCUGCUGACAGAUAAACAAACUUAUCCUCGAAAAAUCCUUGGCGGAGGUAAUCAAGCAUUCUCUGAGCAACAUAGGAUGAUCAGACUUCAUGAGUCUAAGUUAGGCACUACAGCAUGACUCAGUUGAUGACUGUAUAUCUCAUGACCGUUUUGCCAUUUCUGCAGCACUUGGGAGCUGCGUUUACUGCUAUUCAAAAAUGUAAACCUCGUUAGAGUAUAACCACUGCUUACCCUCUUUUGGGGGACUUUGACAUAACACAUUGAUAUCACAAUGCAACCUUUUUUGUGAAAGUUAACACACUCAGACAACAUGACAAACACUUUGAGAGGACAAUAUAGGGGCCUGCUCUCACUAUUCUGCUUUCUCAAAUUGCCUGUGCCUUGUCCUCAUCUAAGGGUGGAGUGCUAGAAAAGUACUGGGAGAAACGUAGAGUGGUUGCUGUUACUGAGUCCGUAUGGGAGCACUUUGUCUGUGCUGGGGAAGCAUCUUGUCAGUACAUUGUUUUAAGAUGUUAUAAUGAAUAUAAAAUAAUACUGAUGUGAAUGUAAAAAGGAAUUAGAUAAAACGGACAUUUAACUGCAUCCAGUUGUAUCUAAAUGUACACAUCCACAGUUUCAAGGCCUCUUUGGGGCCAUAAGUUUAUUUGCAGCAAUAACAAGUUAGUCAAAGACCACACAUACAGUAAGUUAGUGAAAUGAAAUUUAAAAAAGGUAAUAAAAAGUCUUGUGAUUAUUAAUGAAAUCACUAUAGUUAUGCUACUGAAUGGUAAGCAUGUUUAAAAGGAGAACAGGCUCUUUGGAUCACGAGACCAAAAAGUAGAGUCAACUCAAGUCUUCUUCAUGCCCUUCUGAGACGUUACGUUUAUUUGUGAAGGCAUUAAGCCCAUAUGUAAGGGGCAUUCUGAUUCUCUUGAAGCCGUUCUAUGGGGUUUUUUUUGGAAUGACAGAGAGCUAAGUACAAUUUAACCUCUCUUUUCGAUGGUCAAAGUAAUACAUCAUCCAUGCACAGCUCAGACAUGAUUAUCACGGUAAAACCGAUGCAAAACUACCUUACUGUUACCACUCUACUACUUUUGGACCUCCUUGUGGAAAUAUUUGUUUCCAUUGCAAACACAAGCAUGGGUUUAUGACUCCUGUUUUUGCAUUUUAAUUUGUUUUUGUUUAGAAAUAGGACACUUUUCCAACCGUGUUCAGGAGCAGUAGAAGUGUCUAAGAUAGAUUUUGAAAGUACAGGGCUACUGUAUGGGGAAGACCACCUGACCAAUAACUUUUGACUAUGCUGUUGAAAUCUCAGUCUAUACACCAAAGCAAGCCUUCUAACGUGCUGCAACACAGUAUGCUACCUUAAUGCUCCAGAGACAGACCUCAGUCUCCACAACAUGUCAGAGUCCUCCGUUUGCCUCUGAACUUCACCUUAAUACUAAUAUAGGCCGUUGUCUAUCUUUCGUGAACUGAACAAACAAGCUCUAAUCACUUAUGGCCAUUUCAAAUACUACCUUCCACAUUAUGUAUUCUUCCUGACUUUUCCACAGCAUGCAAACUGAUGAAUAUUUGUACUUUUCUUUUACUCAUUAUGUCAGCUAUGUGUGUAACCUACCUGCAGCAGUCCACUUAAUGUUGCUAACUUACACUAUGCAUGUCACAUUGUAGAAUAGGCAUUCCACAUCAGACAACACACACCUGAUACUGCACUAUUAAUACUAAUACACUGUUUAUAAACUUGUUUUUCCAUGGUUUGUGAGCUUUUCCAAGAAAAUAUUUGUUUUUCAUUUUCAUAUUCUUGUCACUGUUCGUACACAAGAAGGAAGCGAAUAAUUAGGUCAUUGUCUUCUCAAGCAGUCACUUUGCAUUAAGUGCCUUUUUGUUUCUACUCACUUGGCGUCUGAAUGAGUGUUUUUGGUGCUUGCAAACCAGGAAUGGAUAUUAUUGCUAUGGUUUAAAAAAUAUAUAUAAUUGUGUUUUAUAAUAUAUUUCCACAUUUUCAGCUAGACCACACAUUUCGUAUUUCAUACUGUAGCUGAUGUGAGUAUAUUGAUUUAGUGGAUAACUACACUGGGCUGCUGUUGAACAGUGUGAUUCCUCUCAAUGGAGUGGUCAAUUUGCCUUCAUUAACAUAUGUAUAAUUUGCUUUUUUUUUUAAAUAAAUUGAUGCAAAGUGG
Messenger RNA from Eleginops maclovinus (Patagonian blennie), 4382 nucleotides. RefSeq names its product FERM domain containing 8 (gene frmd8). The record is from RefSeq and is a predicted model, not a curated record. The coding region runs from base 197 to 1609 and encodes 470 amino acids. Gene Ontology annotation, biological process: negative regulation of canonical Wnt signaling pathway. Gene Ontology annotation, cellular component: plasma membrane; cytoskeleton. Lineage: Eukaryota; Metazoa; Chordata; Actinopteri; Perciformes; Eleginopidae. The transcript is spliced from 11 exons.